Molecule: messenger RNA, 5891 nt
Organism: Rana temporaria (common frog)
Lineage: Eukaryota; Metazoa; Chordata; Amphibia; Anura; Ranidae
Gene: INO80
Product: INO80 complex ATPase subunit
Biological process (GO): DNA-templated transcription; DNA repair; chromatin remodeling
Cellular component (GO): nucleus; Ino80 complex
Molecular function (GO): ATP binding; DNA binding; ATP hydrolysis activity
Source: RefSeq, a predicted model, not a curated record
CGAUUAUUUUGGCCUGGGUAAUGGCGCCGCUCCCCCCCGCCAUGGCUCCCUGUCUCUCUGCUCGCUCAGAGAAGGAGAGUGGCCGCUGCCUGCAGGAACUAACCAGGCCGGGCUCGCUCCGAGCAAGCCCCGAUAUCCAGCGGCCCGAACCGGCGCCUGGGGAGGAGACCUGAGCCUUGAGCUCCUUGAGGCUCACAUUCUGUAUGAAGAGAGGUUGGGUCUAUGGCAGCAGAGCUAGAAGCCACAGAGGAUGGCUGUUCCACAGACCUUGCAAAGCCCCUCUACCUUCAGUACCUGGAGCGCUCCCUGCGACUGGACCAAUUUCUUCGGCAAACAUCUGCUAUAUUCAAUAGAAACAUCUCCAGUGAUGAGAGUGAGGAUGGCUUGGAUGAGACCCCCCUGCUUACAGAGUCUGAAGAUCCUUCCAUGCAGGUGAAGGAGGAGCCCAUGUCGCCUCUGCUUGGAGAACUGUCAGGAGAAGGUAAUCCAGGUCUACCUUCUGUACACUCGCUCAAUGGAAUCCUACAAACAGAGCCAAAAUUUGAGCGAGGAAGUUUGUAUAACUUUUCAAAGUUAAAGAAAAGUCGAAAGUGGUUAAAGAGCAUUCUGCUAAGUGAUGAUACCAGUGAUUCUGAUUCAGUGAGCGAUGAAGAAGAGGAUGGCUACACUCUUUCUAAAGAGGAGCUUUAUAACAUGCUGCGGAUCCACAAAUACAAAAAACUUCACCAGAACAAAUAUCAUAAAGACAAAGAGCUGCAGGGGUAUCAGUAUUACAGUGCAGGUCUCCUGUCCACCCAUGAUCCUUUCUAUGAACAGCAGCGUCAUCUCAUAGGCCCAAGAAAGAAAAAAAUCAAAGAUGAAAAAAAAUUUAAGGCUAAGCUUAAAAAAGUGAAGAAAAGAAGACGGCGAGAUGAAGACCUUUCUGAAGAUGAGUCUCCUCAUAGGCACCACCGUACUAAAGUGUUUGCAAAGUUCUCCCAUGAUGCUCCAACUCCUAUAGUGAAGAAGAAGCACAUGACACUAGAACAACUUAAUGCUCGUCGCAGAAAAGUCUGGCUCACUAUCGUAAAGAAAGAAUUGCCAAAGGCCUACAAGCAAAAGGUUUCAGCCCGCAAUUUACUGUUAACAAACAGCAAAAAGCUGGCUCAUCAAUGCAUGCGGGAAGUUCGCAGAGCUGCUAUUCAGGCACAGAAGAAUUGCAAGGAAACGCUUCCUAGAGCACGCAGGUUAAUGAAGGAAGUGUCGCUGUACUGGAAAAAAUAUGACAAGGUGGAGAAAGAGCAUCGUAAACGGGCAGAAAAAGAAGCCCUUGAACAGCGCAAAUUGGAUGAGGAAAUGAGAGAGGCUAAAAGGCAGCAGAGAAAACUGAACUUCUUGAUAACGCAAACAGAAUUAUAUGCUCACUUUGUCAGCCGCAAACGAGAAUCUGGUCCCGAUGAAAUACAGGAGGAGAUUUUACGAAAGCUAGAAGACCAUUCAACCCCCCGACAAGCAGGAGGUGCCUUCUUGAGUAUCACACAGGAAGAUUAUGACAGUGACUAUUUCAAAUCUCAAGCAUUGAAGAAUGCAGAGGAGGCUUUCAGGAUACACCAGGCACAGACCAGAUCGUUUGAUGAAGAUGCCAAGGAAAGCAGAGCAGCAGCUUUACGGGUAGCUCAAUCAAGCUUUGGAGAGAGUUACAGUCUGGCUAAUCCAUCAAUACGAGCAGGGGAGGAUAUACCCCAGCCCACAAUUUUCUGUGGGAAACUUAAAGGCUACCAACUUAAAGGCAUGAACUGGCUGGCAAAUCUUUAUGAACAGGGUAUUAAUGGAAUCUUGGCUGAUGAAAUGGGCCUGGGAAAAACUGUGCAGAGCAUUGCUCUGUUGGCUCACCUUGCCGAGAGAGAGAAUAUCUGGGGCCCUUUUUUAAUUAUUUCACCUGCCUCCACCCUAAACAACUGGCAUCAGGAAUUUUCAAGAUUUGUGCCCAGGUUCAAGGUGCUGCCAUACUGGGGCAACCCUCAUGAAAGAAAAGUCAUCAGGAAGUUUUGGGGCCAGAAAACAUUGUACACACAAGAAGCCCCUUUCCAUGUGGUGAUCACCAGCUACCAGCUGGUUGUACAGGAUGUGAAAUACUUCCAGAGGGUAAAAUGGCAAUAUAUGGUGCUAGACGAGGCCCAGGCGCUGAAGAGCAGUUCUAGUGUUCGGUGGAAGAUUCUGCUACAGUUUCAGUGCCGCAAUAGGCUUCUUCUAACUGGCACUCCUAUUCAAAACACAAUGGCUGAGCUAUGGGCACUGCUGCACUUUAUCAUGCCUACACUGUUUGACUCCCAUGAUGAAUUCAAUGAGUGGUUCUCUAAGGAUAUUGAAAGCCAUGCCGAAAACAAGUCUGCCAUUGAUGAAAAUCAACUUUCUCGCUUACAUAUGAUCCUUAAGCCGUUUAUGCUCAGGAGAAUCAAAAGGGAUGUUGAGAACGAGCUUUCUGACAAGGUGAAAAUCCUGAUGUACUGCAAUCUGACCAGUCGACAGAAACUGCUCUAUCAGGCUCUAAAGAACAAAAUAUCCAUUGAUGAUCUCCUUCAGUCCUCCAUGGGUACAACCCAGCAAGCACAGAACACCACCAGCAGCCUUAACCUGGUCAUGCAGUUCAGAAAGGUGUGUAAUCACUCUGACCUCUUUGAACGUCAAGAAACUUGGUCACCUUUUUUCCUCGCUUUAAGGCCAUACAAGGUGUCUAAAUUUCUAAUUCGUCACGGCAAUAUAGAAUGCUUCAACCACUCACGUAAUAGGUGGCUGCGCAACCUUCUUUCACCAUUUGCACCUGAUCACAUUCAGCAAUCACUCUUCCAUAAAAAACGGUCAGACCAAGAAAGCUGCUUUUCUUUUCUUCGAUUUAUUAACGUGUCUCCAGCAGAAAUGGCAAAUUUAAUGCUUCAGGGACACGUAGCCAGAUGGUUAGCUCUUUUCCUGUCUCUGAAAGCUGCCUAUAGGCUCCACCAUAUCGUUUCUGGAGGGAAGAAGAGCAAAUCUGAAACUGCACAUGCCUACCUGUCCAAAAGUGAUUUCAUCCUCUCGGUCAACUCCCCACUUUCCUUUCCCAACAUCCACAGUUCCCCUAACUUAAAGAGGUUGGUUUUCACUUGCCACUGUAAGCCAGUCAAUGGAUGUACAGACCAUGUGUUAUAUCAAGCAAGCACUGCCCAACCUCGUGUUCUUCACUGUCAGAUUACAGAAUUGCCCUUGUUCUUGAGUAUCUCACCAGCAGUGGUUACAGCUUUCCCCAUAGAAUCUUAUUGCAGUGACCGAAGUGCAGAAUAUGGAAAACAGAUGCUCAAGAAUGGAGGGAGCCCUGAAGCCAGGCAAUGUUUUUUAUUUGGAGCUCCAGAACUACAUGUGGAUUGGUCCUUGAGGGAUGUACAGUUUUUCCCAGAAAGCCUAGGUGGUCUAAAGGCCUUUAAACCCUGGCAUGGUUGGUCAUUUAUCCGAAUACCAGACAAGGAGAGUCUGAUCACAGACAGUGGAAAGCUGUAUGCACUGGACCUUCUGCUAACACGACUCAAGUCCCAAGGACACAGAGUGCUUAUUUACUCACAGAUGACUCGGAUGAUUGAUCUGCUAGAGGAAUAUAUGGUAUAUAGGAAGCACACAUACAUGCGGCUAGAUGGCUCAUCGAAGAUCUCAGAGAGGAGGGACAUGGUGGCAGAUUUUCAGAGCAGGACUGACAUAUUUGUUUUCCUGCUAAGUACUAGAGCCGGAGGGCUUGGUAUUAACCUUACGGCUGCUGACACGGUAAUCUUCUAUGAUAGCGACUGGAACCCAACUGUAGAUCAGCAGGCUAUGGACCGAGCUCACCGCCUGGGUCAGACCAAGCAAGUCACUGUUUACAGGCUGAUAUGUAAGGGCACUAUAGAGGAACGUAUCCUGCAAAGAGCAAAAGAGAAGAGUGAGAUUCAACGAGUGGUCAUUUCUGGAGGAAACUUUAAACCAGACACGCUUAAACCAAAAGAGGUCGUUAGCCUCCUUCUGGACGAUGAAGUGUUAGAGAAGAAAUUACGCCAGAGGCAAGACGAGAAGAGGCAGCAAGAAGAGACCAACAAAGUGAAAGAGCGCAAACGGAAAAGAGAAAAGUAUGCAGAAAAGAAGAAGAAAGAAGAUGAGAUUGAUGGAAGAAAAAAGAAAGAUGGAGUUAAUCUGGUUAUUCCUUUCGUUCCCUCAGCUGAUAACUCAAACCUAUCUGCUGAUGGAGAAGAUUCCUUCAUCAGUGUGGAUUCCGCAAUGCCAAGUCCCUUCAGUGAGAUAUCCAUCAGCAGUGAACUUCACGCAGGAUCGAUUGCAAUGGAUGAGAGCAGUAAUGACAUGCUGGUGAUAGUGGAUGACCCUUCUUCUUCGGCUCAGCAAUCUAGAGGAACAACCUCCCCAGCAUCUGUUACUGGUUCAGUCUCCGACACACUUAAUGGCAUUUCCAGUCAGGAUGCACAGUAUGGUGGCCGAGGAUGCUCAAAUCGCAAUAGAAAUCGAGCCAAGUCUGGUGGAAUUGGCCCAAAAGGUGGAAAAUCUCGAAAUCGCAAACCCACUGCUGGCAGUGCAGCAGCAAUUGCAGGAGCAAUGGCGGGGGCAGCUGCAGCAUCUGCAGCAGCUUAUGCAGCAUAUGGAUACAAUGUAUCAAAGGGUCUACCAGCAAACAGUCCCAUUCAGACUUCUCUGUUACGAACUUCUGGCAUUUCAGACUUUGGCCCAUUAAACACCUCCUCUCCAGUUACCUCACCCAAAAAUAAAGGAAACAACGUAUCUGGCACUUCUAAAAUGAAUAACCCCCUCUGCUUAACUCCAGAAACCCCAACACGAAGACACAGUAAAUCUACUGGAAACCCAGGGGGUGUGUAAAUUUCUAAAGCCUAUGGGCAUGUUCAUCCAGGUAGUUCUGUAAAUCAAGGUCUUUUCUAAUGGACAGCCAAAGAUCUACAGGAGGACAUCCUCAAGCACAUCCUAUAUGUGAGCCUGUGCAUACCUCGCAGAUUCUGAAUUCCAUUGCCUUAAACUAAGGCAACCUUUGACGAAACAACGACCUGCGUGAUAGCGUCCCUGCAGAAACAUUUCACGUGUCUGGCUCCAGUUUGGGAUACCUGGAUCUCAGUGAGAAUCCUUGGCCCUGAAAUCAAUAGACUUGUAGCAGGUACGGUGCUGUCUAAAUGCUCUGAAAGCAUUCGCUGUUGUAAGCUCAUCAGUAAUGGCGGUUUUUCAAUUCAUUUUUUACCUUUCCUGAACACAAAAUUAGCAGCUUUAUUGCAAGAGGCUUCCAGCUUAUAAACUUUUAGGAAUCCAGAGGCUCAUCGUUCCCUUUUUCCGUGCAACAUUUUGAAGGCCGUUUACGCAUAACUGCUGUGUUCUGUUCAUCAACUUAAACCUCAGUCAUGUGUUGAGUUUCUAUACAAAGGUUGAAUGCAUUUCCAGGAGCAACACAGCAUGGUUUCAUCGGAAGACACUUUGUUAACGGAUGUGGUUGUUGGCUGAUGCCUCCUACCUCCUUUUCACAUAUGCAGAAUUAUUGCUUUCUGUCUCAGUCUUACCCAAGAGAUUAAGAAUUAGAACCUCUGCAUUAGAUGCCAAUUACUCUGUGAACAUAUGAUGGCUUCAAACCCCUUUUCUGCGGUUAGGACCUGCAACAAGCUGUAAAGAUAAAACUCUGCAUUUAUUUGCACACAUACAUUUCAGAUGAGCAUAUCACAAGUGUGUGUAAAUACACAACAGUGGGAAUCUAAGCAAUGCAAUGCCUUUUCUUCUUUUCCUCUUUACAAUGUGUUGUCUAUUUUUAUAUCUAAUUUGUAUAUAUGUAUAAAAAGAGGCACAUCUUUCUUUUACUAACUGGAGACAAAACAAAUCUGAAUAAAUGAAAGAUAAUUUUAGGUACCUUU